UGUGUUUACCUGGUAGAGAUGCUCUGUCCAAAGUGUGAAAUGAACUAGGGGUGUUGCCCCAUCACUAUUUAUAGGCCAAAUGCCCUACCAGUGAAGCAGGAAGAGUGCAGAAAUAUGGUGACCACCCCCAGCUUCCAUCACCCUUGACUGCCACCCCUACACCCACCCAUCUGAAUCAUUUACCAACAUUCAAUACCAUUUACUUCCUGCUCCAGAUGAUAAGUCCCCGACCAGAAUAUUAAAAAAGGAGUGUUUUGGGAAUUCCUGCCCUUCUUUCUGCUGAGGUGCAUUAGUGAUGCAGGGAAGUCAGGGACUAUAUAAAAGGGGAAUCCUUCCCCUCAUCAGCACAGCAGCACGUUCCUCAAGCCUUGACAUCUGACAAACUCUCAGAAAGAGGGAGAGAGAAAGAACAAGAGGAGAAGACAUCAGAAACAAGGCAAGGAAAGCCAGAACAGACAGAGUGCACAGAUAGACAGUGAGGUUUGCGCACCUUCAGUACAUCGCACGCUGACCAGAGUGACAUUAUGUGGUCUACACUGAAGAGGUCUUCCAGAUAUUCUUCUGUCAUCCGAAGGCUGCAUAAAUCUGCUCUAGAAGUGGCGGAACGUCCAGCCCCAGAUGACACGGUGACCGGCAGUUUUGGCGCAUUCAUCCAUGGCGUGCGGCCAGACCAGCUCUCCCAGACGGUGCUGCGGCGGAGUAAAAGGAUGGUGCUGGACAGCAUUGGCGUGGGUCUCCUGGGUAGCACCACCCAGGUGUGCCAGCUGGCACUGCAGUACUGCCAGCACAUGUACGCCCCUGAUGACAUCAGCUCCAUCUAUGGCCACAGCGGCGUCAAGCUGUCCCCAACGCUGGCCGCGUUUGUCAACGGAGUGGCGACUCACUCAAUGGACUUUGAUGACACCUGGCACCCAGCUACACACCCUUCUGGGGCAGUGCUUCCUGCCCUCCUGGCCAUUUCUGACAUGUUGCCCAGCAACAUUAAGCCAAGUGGGUUGGACUUCCUCUUAGCCUUCAACGUGGGCAUUGAGAUCCAGGGCCGACUGAUGAGGUUCUCCAAUGAGGCACAAAACAUCCCUAAGAGGUUUCACCCCCCCAGUGUGGUGGGAACUAUGGGCAGCGCUGCUGCCUGCGCCCGUCUCCUGUCCCUGGAGCGCGCUCAGUGCAGCCACGCCCUUGCCAUUGCCGCCUCCCUGGCAGGUGCCCCGAUGGCCAACGCCGCCACCCAGGCGAAGCCGCUGCACAUCGGGAACGCAGCCCGGUUCGGCCUGGAAGCGGCGCUGCUGGCGUCCCGCGGCCUGGAAGCCAGUCACCUGGUGCUGGACGCCGUGCCGGGCGUGGCUGGCUUCAGCGCCUUCUACGAGGACUACGCCCCACGGCCGAUGCCUUCUCCCGAGGAGGCGGAGCCCCGCUUCCUGCUGGAAGAGCAGGAUAUAGGCUUCAAGCGCUUCCCUGCACACCUGGGCAUGCACUGGGUGGUGGAUGCCGCUACCUCAGUGCACAAGCUGCUGGUCAGUGCCGAGGGCGGAGCUUUCUCCCCAGGCCUCAUCAGAGAGGUCCUGCUGAGGGUGCCGCCCUCCAAGUACAUCAACAGACCCUUCCCCGAGUCAGAGCACCAGGCCCGCCACUCCUUCCAGUUCAAUGCCUGCUCCGCCCUGCUGGACGGGGAGGUGACGGUACAGUCCUUCUUGCCCGCUGCGUUCCAGAGGCCCGAGCUGCGUGCCCUGCUCUCCCGCGUGCGGGUGGAGCACCCCCACGACAACCCCGGCAACUUUGACCGCAUGUACGGAGAGGUGCAGGUGAAGCUGGUCGGCGGGGACGUCCUCACUGGCCGCUGCGACACUUUCUACGGACACUGGCGCAACCCGCUCACCGACGAAAGCCUCCGCAGGAAGUUCUGUGCCAAUGCUGGUGCCGUGUUGCCCCAAGAGAAGGUGGAGGGCCUGAUGGAGACGGUGGAGAGGCUGGAGCAGCUGAGAAACUGCAGCCCACUCCUGGAGCACCUGCAGUGAGUGGUGCUGUCCAGCGGGGAGAGACAUCAAUGUAGCAAUGUAGAGUUCUCGCAGUUUCCCUCUCUACCCACAGCCACCCUCUCCCUGUCUAAAUAACAGCGUUACUUUCGUAAGACUGGGGUUUCUACACACUGAGUAUGUGCACAGACUAUAAAAAGUGGAACUUAAAGCACCAGAACAGAGUAAAAAGUAAUACUAAAUGUAUUGCAAAACGCCAGCUCCAAGUUCCACUGAUGCACAUUAAAUUGCAAUGAUCUUAAAUCUGAGAAUCAAUUCUGUAAAAACUGGUUUCAAUCAAAAUUGUUUAAUUGAAAAUAAGAUGAACCAUGCUGAAGUGAUGAUCCCAUUCCCUGUGAAUCAGUGACUGUUCUAUAUUCUUAUGAAUGCCACUAAAAGAUUUAUGACCUUGAAAUACUGUCUGUAAAGUUAACAAUAAAUCCCAUAUUUUGUAAUGAUCAGUGAUAUAAUCUUGAAAAAUCAUUUACUGUACUUUCAGAAAGGGUUUGUGUUCAUCUGUAGCAAUGCAACUGUAUGUUCUGUAAAUAUAUGCUAAAUUAAUAUUUGUUAACACUAUCCACAUGCAUACUCAUAUGUAAUGAGUACAAAUAACUGGUCUUUCACAUAAUUAAAUAAAAUAUUUUAAAUAAGCUGUUUUUCUUGCAAUUAUUUGCCUAUAAAUAAAUAU
Anguilla rostrata (American eel) is the source of this 2697-nucleotide messenger RNA. RefSeq names its product immunoresponsive gene 1, like (gene irg1l). Gene Ontology annotation, biological process: defense response. Lineage: Eukaryota; Metazoa; Chordata; Actinopteri; Anguilliformes; Anguillidae. The transcript is spliced from 6 exons. The record is from RefSeq and is a predicted model, not a curated record. Bases 525 to 2012 code for a protein of 495 amino acids. Gene Ontology annotation, cellular component: mitochondrion. Gene Ontology annotation, molecular function: aconitate decarboxylase activity.